This is a messenger RNA of Penaeus chinensis, 1230 nucleotides long. RefSeq names its product liprin-alpha-2-like. Bases 295 to 744 code for a protein of 149 amino acids. NCBI's taxonomy places the organism in Eukaryota, Metazoa, Arthropoda, Malacostraca, Decapoda, Penaeidae. The record is from RefSeq and is a predicted model, not a curated record. The transcript has 2 exons.
UGGCCGACGCUCGAUAGCGGGCAGGGCGGACUCGCAGCGGAUUUUUGUGAUUACUGAAUGAUAUUACUUCUACCGAGUGCAUAAUGUGGUGCAAAGAGCUCUUGAAUGGUGGCUGUGUGAGGUGGAUCCGUCCUCUGAAAGCUUAGGGAUCGAAUAUGAGGGUGAAAAUAGCUCAGAGGUUAUAGCAUGAUCGUGGGAGAGUCGAUGGUGAGUCGAUUAACGAAAGGCUUGUUUCGGGAGAGUUAAAAAAGAAAAGAAAAAUUACGAUUCGACACCCUCCUCUAGCCAUCCAACAUGUGGAAUAUGAUGUGUGACGUGAUGCCCACCAUCGCUGAGGACAGCAUCUCUCAGCGGGGCUCGCAAUUCAGCGGAGACGACGCCAACUUUGAGCAGCUGAUGGUGUCGAUGCUGGACGAGAGAGACAAGCUGCUCGACACCAUCAGAGAGACGCAGGAGAGACUCAGCGAGAUCGAGACCAAGUACCAGGAGCUCGAGAAGGAGAGGGACAGCCUGCAGAGACAGCUCGACGCCAAUCUCCCGCAGGUAAAUUUUCGUGAGCUGGCAGCAUGUUCGAUCGCCGUGACAGGUGAGGGCGAAGGAAGGAAGAAAGAAGAGGAGGGAAUAGGAGGAGGGAGGAGGUGGAGGUGGGAGGAGAAGGAGGAAGGAGGAAGGAGGAGGUGGGAGGUAAUAAUGCGAAUGUUAAUAAUAAUGGAAAAACGAAGAAAGCAUUGCGGAGGACCGUAGGGCGACGAUGAUAAGGAUGAGGGAAUAGGAAAGGAACGAAGAAUAGGGGGUGACGUAGAAUGAUAAGAGGAGAUUAUGAAUAAAGUGAAGGAGAGAAAGAAAGAAAAAGGAAUUAGAUGAUGAAUAAGAAAAAAAUAAUAAUAAAAAAGGAAACAAAGGAAAAUAAGAUAAUUAACAGGGGAUAAGAAUUGAGAGAGAAAACAAAUAAAAAAAAAAGAGAGGAAAGACAGAAAUAAAUAAAAGAAGAAGAAAUGAGAAAACAGAAGAGAGUUUUAAUGAAGCAGAUUGACUCGCUUUCCCUUUUAAAGUUUGUCUUUUAGAGUGAUCUCAGGCGGUAGUAAAAAGAAAGAGAGAGAGAGAGAAAGGAAAAAAAUUAUGAUAUCCAGCCACUUUACGUAAUUAUAAACCCUUUUAUUUAAUCCUCCUUGCAUUUUUUUUUUUUUCAUUGGAUAUUGUUUUCUUUUAUUUGUUUUUUUUUUCUAUGCA